UUCAAAACAGUCACAGCCCGAAAGGAAGUCAAAAGAACCAGCUAAACAAUUACCUAAAAUCAUCAUCGACCAGCUAAUGAGAUAUUAUUAGCAACUAAAUUUUACAAAGAUUCGAAUUGGACUACAUUAACACAUACUAAAUUUGGAAAAGAAUGACUACUCUUAAUUAGUUAACACUCCUUCAUCAUCAUAUAAAAAUGGAUCAAAACCGCAGAAUCUCUAGCAAGCGCAGGCCUUCAUUUCUCUGGUUUGCUUCACAAUGGGAUCUUUUGGCCUCCAAGCUACAAAGAUCCCUGAGCCUGAAAUACUCGAGAACCCGAACGCGGACGAUGAGGAGGUCUCGCCUAUCGAGCAGGUCAGGCUCGUCGUCCUCAACACCGACGAUCCUACCCUGCCGGUAUGGACCUUCCGGAUGUGGUUCCUGGGGCUGCUCUCGUGCUGCCUCCUCUCAUUCCUCAACCAGUUCUUUGCGUACCGGGCCCAGUCCCUGGUGAUCACCCAGAUCACGAUCCAGGUGGCCACCCUCCCCAUCGGACGGUUCAUGGCAGCAGUCCUCCCCACCACCAAGUUCCGGCUCCCCGGGUUUGGGGACAGGGGAGAAUUCUCGUUCAACCCCGGUCCAUUCAACAUGAAGGAGCAUGUCCUCAUCUCGAUCUUCGCUAAUGCUGGGGCCGCGUUCGGAUCUGGGUCGGCUUAUGCCGUCAGUAUCGUGAAUAUCAUCAAAGCUUUCUACGGCAGGAGCAUCUCCUUCUUUGCUGGCUGGCUUCUUAUAAUAACUACUCAGGUAUUGGGGUACGGAUGGGCAGGGCUGCUUAGGAAGUAUGUCGUGGAGCCGGCACACAUGUGGUGGCCCAGCACCCUUGUUCAGGUCUCCUUGUUCCGAGCACUGCAUGAGAAAGAUGACGAGGAAAAAAUGUCGCGAGCAAAGUUCUUCGUGAUUGCCUUAUCAUGCAGCUUCUUAUGGUAUAUUGUCCCGGGCUACCUCUUCACGACGCUCACAACCAUCUCAUGGGUCUGUUGGGUGUUCUCGAAGUCAGUCACAGCCCAGCAACUGGGUUCGGGAACGCAUGGCCUCGGUCUGGGAGCCUUAACCCUGGACUGGUCUGCAGUGGCAUCCUUCCUGUCCAGCCCGCUCAUAAGCCCGUUCUUCGCCAUACUGAAUGUUUUUGUGGGGUAUGCACUGCUAAUCUGGGUGGUGAUGCCCGCAAUGUACUGGGGAUUCAACCUUUAUAGUGCGAACAAGUUCCCGAUCUUCUCGUCGCACUUGUUCACUUCCCAAGGUCAGAUCUACAACAUAUCGCAAAUUGUGAACGAUAACUUCGAGCUAGAUAUGCUUGCAUAUGAGCAGCAAGGAAGGAUCCACUUGAGCAUGUUCUUUGCUGUCACUUACGGCUUGGGGUUUGCCACAAUUGCAUCUACACUGACUCACGUAGGAUUAUUCUACGGAAGAGAGAUCUAUGAGAGGUAUAAGGCUUCUCACGACGGAAAGGAGGAUAUUCACACCCGUCUCAUGAAGAGAUACAAGGACAUACCUUCAUGGUGGUUCUAUUUGCUGCUCAUUGUGACUGUUUUAGUAUCUCUUGCAAUGUGCAUCUUCAUGAAUGAUCAGAUCCAAAUGCCGUGGUGGGGCCUCAUCUUUGCUAGCGCCCUCGCGUUCGUUUUCACCCUCCCAAUCAGUAUCAUUACUGCCACCACGAAUCAGACACCAGGGCUAAACAUUAUUACGGAGUACGUAAUGGGUAUAAUUUACCCAGGAAGACCGAUAGCUAAUGUUUGUUUUAAAACUUAUGGCUACAUGAGCAUGGCUCAGGCAGUUUCGUUCCUCAAUGAUUUCAAGCUCGGACAUUACAUGAAGAUACCUCCACGAUCUAUGUUCCUAGUUCAGUUCAUUGGGACAGUUCUUGCGGGAACCAUCAACAUUGCAGUGGCGUGGUGGUUGCUGACGUCUAUCAACAACAUAUGCCAAGACCAACUCCUCCCUUCAGGCAGCCCUUGGACGUGCCCUGGCGACCGAGUCUUCUUUGAUGCGUCGGUGAUAUGGGGUUUGGUGGGGCCCAGACGGAUCUUUGGAUCAGAUGGGAAUUACUCGGCCAUGAACUGGUUCUUCCUGGGCGGAGCAGCAGGGCCUGUUGUUGUGUGGUUGCUUCACCGGGCAUUUCCCAAGCAAACUUGGAUCCCGCUAAUCAAUCUCCCAGUCUUACUGGGUGCGACAGGAAGCAUGCCACCAGCAACCCCUUUGAACUACAACUCAUGGGUCAUAGUUGGGACGAUCUUCAACUUCUUCAUAUUCCGGUACCGGAAGAAGUGGUGGCAGAGGUACAAUUAUGUCCUCUCAGCAGCUCUCGAUGCUGGGGUUGCGUUCAUGGGAGUGCUUAUUUUCUUCACACUCGGGAUAACGAAUACGAGUGUGGACUGGUGGGGAACACAGGGAGAGCACUGUGACUUAGCAACUUGUCCGACAGCCAAAGGCAUAGUUGCUGAUGGCUGCCCGAUCAACUAAAUAGCUCGAAGCAUGUAAAUACUUUCUGUCCUUAUUCUUUCUGCAUCCUGAAUUCAGUUUCAUCAAUGUAAGUAGCUUCCUAAAGAACUGAUUAUGAGUACUUUCAUACCAUUAUAUGCU
Molecule: messenger RNA, 2620 nt
Organism: Punica granatum (pomegranate)
Lineage: Eukaryota; Viridiplantae; Streptophyta; Magnoliopsida; Myrtales; Lythraceae
Source: RefSeq, a predicted model, not a curated record